AUGCCAGGUACUAGCUUGGUAGUACCAGUGGUGUUGUGGGGCAAAUAUGCUCCCACACACUGCAUAUCAUGCAUUUAUCUCUCGCAAGAUCAAAGGACUUUGGCAACUGGGUGUUAUGAUGGACAAAUAUGCCUAUGGCAAGUGGAUCCAAAUACUCUACACAUGACCCCACGAUGUCUCUUAGUGGGUCAUACUGCACCUAUUUUGUGUAUAUCGAAGGCCAGCAAAAUUCAGGAUAAUAAUUAUAUUGUGUCUAGUUCAGAGGCUGGGGAGAUGUGUACAUGGGAUUUGGUGGAUGGAAAGUGUAGGGAGGCUAUUAAGUUACAGCAAGUUCACACAAAUAUGCAGGCAUAUCACAUGUGCAAUUGCGAGGACGUCCGCCUAUUCUGCAAUGGCUACUACCCGGAAAUAAUAGUAAUGGACCCAUUUAGCCUGGAAAUCCUCUUCACCCUAUCGUCAAAACAAAAUCCCGACUGGAUUAGCGCCUUACACGUUCUCAGGCCUGCCAAACGCAAGGACGAUGUGGUUCUGGCCCUGACCACCACGGGCAUGGUUAAAGUGUGGACUCUGCUCGGUCACGAGAACAAACAUUCCGAGCCCAUUUACGAGAACGAAAGCAAGCAAAUUCGCACGCUAAACUCCGUUUGCAUGCAGUGUUGCGCCUAUAACCAAAGAACUGUACUUGUAGUUACCACUAAAUAUUGGCAAAUAUAUGAUGCAGGUGAUUUUAGUGUAUUGUGUUCCUAUUUAGCCCCAAGAGGCGAAAGAUGGAUGUCAGGUGACUUUUUGUCAGUUGACAGGAUUUUAAUGUGGUCCGACGCAGGAAAGGGUUACCUUUAUAAGUUACCAGCAAACAAACUUCGUGGCAAGAGUAUUAAUAAUAGUAGUGUUCCUGAUAAUAGAGAAUUCCAUACUCCCAGUGUUGCCAGCGAUUUACCGUUUCUUUAUUGUCUUCUUAGUCAACCAGACAACAAGCCGUUGUCAUGUCCCCCCGCAAUGCGUUUUCUCACGACCUCCAAAGGAAACCGUUAUCUUUUGAGGGGAGAUUCCGAAGGUUACGUUUUGGUAUGGAGCAUACCGGAUAUUUCGGCUGCGCAGCUGCAAGACAUUCAACAUAAAAAUCCUCCGCAGCCGGUUACGAUGCCCGCCACUUUGGCGACCAGUUUGACGCAGGCUUGGGCGGAAAUGAACCCGAGUCCUGUGGGAAUUCUGGAUCAGAUGGAGAAGCAAUUGGGACAGUCUAUAAAGUUAACAGCAAGCAUAUAUCUACCAAACCAAAGCCGUCUGGUUGUAGGCAGAGAAGAUGGUACCAUCAUCUUGGUUCCAGCCACACAAACUGUAAUGCUCCACCUCUUACAUGGCAAUCAUCAACAAUUUAAUGGUUGGCCGGCACAUCAGGUCCUCUCCGGCCAUGGAGGCAGAGUCAAUUGUCUUCUGUACCCUCACAGAGAGCAUUCGCGCUACGACAAAAACCACUUGGUAUCCGGUGGAGUUGAUUUUGCAGUCUGUCUGUGGGAUUUGUAUGCUGGAACUUUGCUGCACAGAUUUUGCGUCCACGCAGGCGAAAUCACGCAGCUACUUGUGCCACCCAACAACUGUAGCACAAGAAUCCAAAAAUGCAUUUGCUCGGUCGCAUCAGACCACUCCGUCACUCUACUAAGUCUAGCGGAAAGAAAAUGCGUGUGCCUCGCUUCGAGACAUUUGUUCCCCGUGACUAAUAUAAAAUGGCGGCCCAUGGACGAUUUCAUGAUAAUCGGGUGUUCCGACGGCACCGUGUACGUAUGGCAAAUGGAGACCGGACACUUGGAUAGAGUGCUACAAGGCAUAGCGGCCGAAGAAGUGCUGUAUGCUUGCGAGGAGACUACAGAGUCCAAUAAUGUUUCUUCUGAGGUCGGUUUGGCCAAUCCGGCAGUACAUUUCUUUAGGGGUUUAAGGCACAGAAACUUAUCUGCAAUUCGCCACGCCACCCAAAGAGGCCUCCAUCAACUCCAACAACUUGGGGCUCAUACAAAUAACGACGAUCCUCACAUGAGAAGGGAUCAUAACUCUCCCCUAGUCGUUCAAGGGUUAAGAACAAACCCUAAAGAUGCUGAAAGUCACAUACUUUUCUUCGAUAUUGAGGCGUUAAUUAUAGAACUUUUAAGCGAAGAAUAUGCCAUGAUGUCUCCAGGAAGUUUGGAAGCAGCUGGCCUUAUAUCUCAAGCGGAAUACUUUAAGGUGGCAGCCUUAACUCAAAGCGCUAGCCCCGAUGCGCACAAAAAAAUCGCAGACUUUUUCGGGAAGGUAAAAGAUAAAGCUGAGAAUAUGGAAAGAAUAAUCAAAGAAAAAGAUAAACACGGUAUUUUGGCUAAAAUGAAAGAAGGGGCAGAAAAUGUACAAACUAAAAUCCAGGCUAGAGCGGAAAAUAUCUUAAAACAUGGUGAUCACGCUAAAGAUGGCUGUGAGGGUGGCUCAAGAAACAACAGCAAACCAAUGACGUUAGGUUUAAUGGACACCAGCCAUGGCAUGGAGAUUGCGCAGUUGCUUCUGUCACUUUUGCACUCAUGGGGAUUGGAUAACGAUUUGGACAGAGUUUGUCAAGUGAAGUUGGGACUUUUAAGGCCUAUGGUACCAGUGUCAUUUGGAGUACUCUCCAAGGCCAACCACAUGUCACUAUUCCUGCCAACAUGGCACAAAGCUAUCCCCAUAGACCACGAACAACCUCACAUGGACUUGUCGUUCACCCAAAGUCUGCCGCUCGAACUGGUGCGCCAGGAAAUGAUCACGAGAAUUUUCACCUCCCAUACGCAUUGGGAAUUGAGCACCACGCUAACCAGCAAUCAUCUUCUGGCCAUAAUAGCGCUAAGUCACACUUUGAUGUCCAUGAGCAAUGCGACGUUUGUGCCAGAGCAAGAGAGAAACAGAAAGUUACACAGACAAUCGACAAGGGUAAACUGGAGCAAAACGGACGAGGAACACGAGGAAAUGUACACUCAGCAACAGGCGCAAAUAAAACAGGGCUGGUCGCUGCUGGCAACGCUGCAUUGCGUCCUUUUGCCCGACAAAGUGGUAGAACACGGCGCGAAAAACUUUAAACGUCCGCAAGUCGAGAUGAUGGCCAAGAGAUGGCAGCACCACUGCGUCGAGGUCAGGGAGGCCGCGCAAACGCUUCUAUUGGCCGAAUUGUCAAGAAUGGGUCCCAAGGGCAGAAAACAGUUGGUUGACAGUUGGGCGCAGUAUUUGCCGUUGUAUACGCAAACGGAAACGAUAAAUCAGCAUGCUGUUUCAUCUCCUAAUAACGUGAAUUCCGGGCAAAACUCGCACUCGCCAGAUCCAACGGAUGAAGAAUUUGAGGAGGAAGAAGAGGAGCAAGUCCGAAAACCGUCGAGUUUGUCCGAAUUAAAACGAAAACAAUCCACAGCUGUUAUACUUUUGGGUGUCAUAGGAGCCGAAUUCGGACAAGAUAUAACGAACACGGACACGAACAACAAAAAACGAACUGCGGACGAUAGGCGUAAGAGUUCAGUGGUUGAAGGUUUCGGUCCAGGUAACAAUAAUCUAGCAAGACUGACUUCGAUGGCGCUGUCGCAUUUGCUGCUGGCGCCCCCUUCCGUCAAAUUACCCGCACACAUUCCACUGAGAAGGGCCGCCAUCGACCUCAUCGGCAGGGGAUUCACCGUAUGGGCCCCGUUUUUGGACAUUAGCAAAGUACUUUUAGGUUUAUUAGAAUUAUGUGCGGAAGCAGACAGGCUAGUUCCCAGCAUGACUUAUGGUCUGCCCCUAACGCCACAAGCGGACUCUUGCAGAACUGCCCGUCACGCCCUCACCCUAAUCGCUACGGCAAGGCCCGCGGCAUUUAUUACCACCAUGGCCAAAGAGGUGGCGCGCUACAACGCCAUGCAACAAAACGCACAAACGUUGAACAUCAAUAUGCAUAACAAUGUGCUGCACAAGGCCAAACCGGAAAUUUUAAGGGGGGUUGAGUUGUUGAUUGAGAAAAUGCAGAACGAAAUGAGUGAUCUUCUAGUCGAGUUGAUGGAUAUAAUAUUGCAUUGCUUGGAUCCUAGUCAAUUAAAAAACAAACCACUAAACGAAGUAUUCCCUGCAGUGUGCAGGUUUAACCAAGUUUCCCAUUGUUCUGCCACAAGAAGGAUAGCAGUUGGUUCAAACGCAGGUACUUUGACUUUGUACGAGUUGCGGCAAAGUAAAUGCACGACAAUACAUGCGCACUCGACGGCGGUGACCGCGGCCGCAUUCAGUCCCGACGGCAAGUUUCUAGUCAGCUACGCAUGCGCUGAGAACAAGCUUAGUUUUUGGCAGACCAGCACCGGCAUGUUCGGUUUGGGCCAGUCGCAAACGAAAAACGUGAAAUCGUACAGCACGGCGCCGAUCGCCGACGUAGCUCGACUGAACCCGAUGCGACUAGCGCGUCUCAUCUGGAUCAACAAUCGCACGGUCACGCUGAUGCUGGCCGACGGCUCCGAGACCAGGUUCAAUGUGUAA
Molecule: messenger RNA, 4482 nt
Organism: Brassicogethes aeneus
Lineage: Eukaryota; Metazoa; Arthropoda; Insecta; Coleoptera; Nitidulidae
Source: the annotation of a GenBank genome assembly